AUGUUUAAUGCGGAAGAUAGAACGGGCAAUUAUAGUGAGACGUUGAACAAAGUUGAAGCAUUGUCUAAGAAUAUUCGCCUCGAUAUAACUUCUUUACACCAGGUCUACGAUUUACUUCACAAGUGUGCGGAACAACUAAACAGCGCAAUGAGUCUGCCAAUGACAAUAAUACUCUUGACUUCUGGGUUAACGACUACAAUGUUACUGAAGAUGAUGGUUACGGUAAUACAAACAGUGACUACUAGUAAUACCUUUGGUAGAUCGACCAUAUUAUACUUGUUUAGUCGGGCUGUGAAAUACACGGCAUUGGUGGUGACCUCUUGCUACUAUUCGAGUGUUACAUCGACGCAAGUUGCAGCUAUAAGAACAAUGUUGCAUGAUGCUGUCCAUUCUUUUCCUUUAGAUAAAAUCGAGCGUCGUAAAGUAAAGGCAUUCUUUCAGCUAACUAAAGAGAACGAGUUCGCCUACGCCUUGGGCGGUGUGAUCAGACUCAAUAUGUCUUUGCCUCUUAGCUAUAUAAGCUUAUGUACAACAUACUUAGUCAUUUCCAUACAGUUUUCUAAAUUUUUUGACAGUUAA
This is a messenger RNA of Arctia plantaginis, 579 nucleotides long. NCBI's taxonomy places the organism in Eukaryota, Metazoa, Arthropoda, Insecta, Lepidoptera, Erebidae. The record is from the annotation of a GenBank genome assembly.